Molecule: messenger RNA, 1840 nt
Organism: Amphibalanus amphitrite
Lineage: Eukaryota; Metazoa; Arthropoda; Thecostraca; Balanomorpha; Balanidae
Product: 26S proteasome regulatory subunit 7
Exons: 10
Coding region: 394-1698 (434 amino acids)
Biological process (GO): proteasome-mediated ubiquitin-dependent protein catabolic process
Cellular component (GO): proteasome regulatory particle, base subcomplex
Molecular function (GO): ATP hydrolysis activity; ATP binding; proteasome-activating activity
Source: RefSeq, a predicted model, not a curated record
GUUGUUGUCAGUUAAUUUUUCGUUAAAGAGAAAUGUGACGUCAAAAUUUUAUCAAAAGUUUCGCCUUAAAUGAUCAAAGAAAAGAGCCUGUAAUUCAUUUUUGUAAAAUAUUAGCAAUGGAUAUACCAUUAAUUAAAUUUCUGUGCGUUGCUAUAACUAGAAAAGCUAUUAUGCCUUCGCAAUUACUUUCGGGAGACAACAAAUAUGCGUGCUUGACUUAUUUAAUGAUGACGUCAUUUUUCCAUCGAUAUCAUUAAAAUAAGAGGUUUUUAUUUAUCCUUAAUCACAUUACAAAUGACCAAGCACAAAAAUUAAAGUGAAUCGAAGAGAACGACGAGCGUGCCGGUGGGAUGAGAGAUUUGAUUUAACUUGGCCUCCAAAAAUCUGGUCAACAUGCCUGAUCAUCUGGGAGGGGAUAUGCGGAAGGUGAAGCAUGAGCCUGAGGAAGAAGAAAAGGAGUUCAAAACCCUGGAUGAAGGUGAUAUUGCUCUUCUCAAAACAUAUGGCCAGGGCCAGUACAGCAAGUCCAUCAAACAGAUCGAGGAGGACAUCACAGCGGUCAGCAAACGGGUCAACGAGCUGACCGGCAUCAAGGAGUCGGACACGGGCCUGGCGUCGCCGGCGCUGUGGGACCUGGCCGCCGACAAACAGACCCUCCAGAGCGAGCAGCCGCUCCAGGUGGCGCGGUGUACAAAAAUCAUCAACGCUGACAGUGACGAGCCGCGCUACAUUAUCAAUGUGAAGCAGUUCGCCAAGUUUGUGGUCGACCUGGCCGACUCUGUGGCGCCCACAGAUAUUGAGGAGGGCAUGCGCGUCGGAGUGGACCGUAACAAGUAUCAGAUCCACAUCCCGCUGCCGCCCAAGAUCGACCCCACCGUCACCAUGAUGCAGGUCGAGGAGAAGCCGGACGUCACCUAUAGUGACGUCGGAGGAUGCAAGGAGCAGAUCGACAAACUGAGGGAGGUCGUCGAGACGCCGCUGCUGCACCCGGAGCGUUUCGUGAAUCUCGGCAUCGAGCCUCCCAAGGGCGUGCUGCUGUUCGGCCCUCCCGGCACGGGUAAGACGCUGUGCGCGCGUGCCGUGGCCAACCGCACCGACGCCUGCUUCAUCCGAGUUAUCGGAUCGGAGCUCGUCCAGAAAUACGUCGGAGAGGGCGCGCGAAUGGUACGCGAGCUAUUCGAAAUGGCGCGCACCAAGAAAGCGUGUCUCAUCUUCUUCGACGAGAUCGACGCAAUCGGCGGCGCGCGCUUCGACGACGGCGCUGGAGGUGACAAUGAGGUCCAGAGGACAAUGCUGGAGCUCAUCAACCAGCUGGAUGGGUUCGACCCGCGCGGAAAUAUCAAGGUGCUGAUGGCCACCAACCGACCGGACACGCUCGACCCGGCGCUGAUGCGUCCCGGCCGGCUCGACAGGAAGGUCGAGUUCGGCCUGCCCGACCUCGAGGGGCGCACGCACAUCUUCAAGAUCCACGCACGCUCCAUGUCGGUGGAGAAGGACAUCCGGUACGAGCUGCUGGCGCGGCUGUGCCCCAACAGCACAGGUGCCGAGAUCCGGUCCGUGUGCACAGAGGCCGGCAUGUUUGCCAUCCGAGCCAGGCGCAAGGUCGCCAGCGAAAAGGAUUUCCUGGACGCCGUCAACAAGGUCAUCAAGUCGUACGCCAAGUUCAGCUCCACUCCCAAGUACAUGACGUACAACUAGGAGUCAGUGGAGCGCCCGAUCCCGGCCGCCAGUCCGUGAUGGAGGCCACCUUUACAUCGUCGUCCUUAAGGCAUAACAUGCAUUCGCUCGAUGCUGUCGUUCUCUGCGGAUAUAAUACAUAUGUUGGAUUGGAAACCCGAAA